AUGGAUGAGAGUGGUAUUAAAGUAGUACCAUCCACAAUAGAUCUUAAUAUGGAGUAUCAAGGUGAAGACAGUGAAUACGAUAGUUCCGAUAUGGACUUUGAUAUUAAUUCGGAACCGGAUUUUAUUUGUGACGAAGUGAAUGAAAAUAUUGAUGUGUUGAGAGAUGAUGAUGAUACAAAUGCAACUAAUGAAAGUCAUCCUAUGCUAGAAAAACUUGCUCCUCCAAAUGUAGGGAUGAUUUUUGCGUCUUAUGAAGAUGUCAUUGGGUAUUAUCAUGAAUUUGGAAAACAAAAUGGGUUCCAAAUGAAAAUCAGAAGUAGAGAAAAUGUCAAAGGUACUGAAUGUGGUAAUAAGUAUGAUUGCACAAGGUUGAGGCUAGUAUGUAAGAAAGAAGGAAAGUUUGUUCCUAGGGGGAAGGAUCUAUCAAAGCCUACACGAAGUGAAGUUACCGGUUGUAAAGCUAAAGUUAUAGCUACAUUUGACAAAAGUAGCGGGGAAUGGAAACUCACCACGGUAGUGUUAGAGGAAAUUAUCAAAGAUUAG
Messenger RNA from Chenopodium quinoa (quinoa), 543 nucleotides. Its product is annotated as protein FAR1-RELATED SEQUENCE 8-like. The transcript has a single exon. The record is from RefSeq and is a predicted model, not a curated record. Bases 1 to 543 code for a protein of 180 amino acids. NCBI's taxonomy places the organism in Eukaryota, Viridiplantae, Streptophyta, Magnoliopsida, Caryophyllales, Amaranthaceae.